ACUCUGCUGGCGUCAGCAUCAUCUGGAGGCGGCGCAGGAGAAGAGGAAUAUCUGAGAAAAAACGUGCCGUACCAUAACGAUAAUCACUGUCACUGAUCGUAUUGGCUCAAGCAGGGAGGACAUAGACCCAGGUGCUCUAAAGUGUUGUACCUGGAGGACUAACCCUGAGCCCUGAAGCCUAUGCGUUAAAGAGUGUCCAGCAUUACACCUGCGCACGCUCAUGCUAAGUCAACACGCCGUCGCCUUUAUCAUCAUGGCCCUCGACACUCCCAGCGCUGGUCAAGAGAAUGACAGAAGACAUCUCCUUCUCCUCACAAAGACUCCCAAAGAUUUCCGUCCUCAUUUUGAAUGAUACCCUGCUGCAGUCCACAGCAUGUCCCUCUGUAAUGACAGCCUGCCAGAGGACUGUGUGUUCAUGGACCCGGGUGGCCCCGUGGCCCCAGAUGACAUCAUGCCGUCCUCAGUCACUGGGACUCCUCUCAUAUCGGUGACACUGCGGGUGACACUGGCUGCCAUCAUGAUCUUCAUGAUUACCAUUGGUUUCCUUGGCAACGCUGUGGUGUGUCUCAUUGUUUACCAGAAACCUGCCAUGCGCUCUGCCAUCAACCUCCUCCUGGCCACGCUGGCAUUCUCUGACAUCAUGCUGUCUCUACUGUGCAUGCCUUUCACUGCUGUCAUGGUGGCCACUUCGGACUGGACAUUUGGGAGCACCUUCUGUCGUGCUUCAAUCAUGCUUUACUGGUUGUUUGUACUGGAAGGAGUGUCCAUACUUCUCAUAAUUAGUGUGGACAGAUUUCUUAUCAUAGUGCAGCGCCAGGACAAGCUGACCCCAUACAGGGCUAAAGUGUUGAUCGCAGGGUCCUGGAUGCUCAGUCUGUGUAUAUCCCUGCCAUCAGUGCUGGGAUGGAGGACAGCUGCGGCUGGUAUCGGGAGCACCUGGGCCCCGCAGUGUGUCCUGGGAUACAGCGAGUCCCUUGCAGACCGUGGGUACACCAUCCUCUUAGCAGUAGCAGUUUUCUUUGUGCCAUUUACAGUCAUGCUCUACUCAUACAUGUGCAUACUCAACACAGUGCGACGCAAUACGCUUCGCAUUCACAACCACACCAACGAGCACUCCUGUCUGCCAGCACUCAACCAAAUCAGCAAAAUGAGGAUUAGCGGACUGCAGCGCCCCCCGCAGAUCAAAGUGGACAUGAGCUUCAAGACAAGAGCAUUCACUACAAUUCUCAUCCUGUUUGUGGGGUUCUCUGUGUGCUGGUUGCCUCAUACGAUUGUCAGCUUACUUGGAGUUUUCAGUCAUCGAUUUUAUUACAGCUCAGUAUUCUACCCCAUCAGUAUAGGUGCCCUGUGGCUCAGUUACCUCAAGACGGUGUUCAACCCAGUCAUCUACUGCUGGAGGAUCCGGAAGUUCAGGGAGGCUUGUCAGGAGUUUUUCCCCAAAAGCUGCAGGUUGUGUCCCAGGGUCCCGGGUCGGAGCCACAGGAGAGUCAGACCCAGCAAUAUCUAUGUCUGCAGUGAAAGCCAGUCUUCUGUGUGAGCAAAGGAUGUUUCAUGUCUUUUGUGUUUUCCAUAUGAACAACCAGGAACCAAAAAAGUAGCGAUGAUUGUAAUUUUUUUUUUUUAUUUUAUUUAAAUUUUUGUCUUAUUUUUUCGUUAGGCUACACUGUUGGGACAUUGUUUGUUUGUGUAUCAUAAAGUUGACAAUUAAAUAUGUGGUUAAAAAAAAGUAAUAUUUAAAAAAAGAAAAAAGUAGCACAUGCUCAGUCCAAGCUCUGAAGAUGCAGUAAAAAAAGUACAUGUUUACAUUUCCUUAAGCACUAUUCUAUGUUAUUUCUAUUUCUGUAAGGGAAAAAAAAAAUCUAUUUGUACAAUGCACAACUCCAACUCUCAAGUUUUCUUACUGUCAACCAAUGUGCCAGUCAGAUUUUGAUCUUUGUGUCCUGAUUAUAACAAUAAAUAUUUAUAACUGU
Molecule: messenger RNA, 1970 nt
Organism: Periophthalmus magnuspinnatus
Lineage: Eukaryota; Metazoa; Chordata; Actinopteri; Gobiiformes; Gobiidae
Gene: gpr45
Product: G protein-coupled receptor 45
Exons: 3
Coding region: 374-1537 (387 amino acids)
Biological process (GO): G protein-coupled receptor signaling pathway
Cellular component (GO): membrane
Molecular function (GO): G protein-coupled receptor activity
Source: RefSeq, a predicted model, not a curated record